Cydia pomonella (codling moth) is the source of this 2851-nucleotide messenger RNA. Its product is annotated as sodium/potassium-transporting ATPase subunit beta-2-like. Gene Ontology annotation, biological process: potassium ion import across plasma membrane; intracellular sodium ion homeostasis; sodium ion export across plasma membrane. The transcript has 7 exons. The record is from RefSeq and is a predicted model, not a curated record. The coding region runs from base 117 to 1088 and encodes 323 amino acids. Gene Ontology annotation, molecular function: ATPase activator activity. Gene Ontology annotation, cellular component: sodium:potassium-exchanging ATPase complex. NCBI's taxonomy places the organism in Eukaryota, Metazoa, Arthropoda, Insecta, Lepidoptera, Tortricidae.
UGCAUCACUAGUUCUGUCACGUCCACGAAAAGCGGUUGAGACAACGCUGCUGCUGGGCGUAUAAUUUUCAUUGUUUAUUUCGGCUUUUUAUUAAAUAGUGUAUUAAGUUAAUAACAAUGUCUCGAAAUCCAAAGCUAGAGGAAUUUGAAAUUGAAAGAAAACCUUCCAGAUUCCAGGGGGUGCGUAGCGGCAGCGAUUUCUUUUCACGAAAGCAUUCGCAUUUUCUUGAUAAAAAUGCAUCCAGGGGAAGAUCACUUAAGGGUUGGGGUAAACUGCUGCUGUUCUACCUGAUCUUCUACUCGUCCCUGGUGCUGUUAUUCGCCAUCUGCAUGACGACCUUCCUUCAGCAGUUCAUCAACCCGCGCGUUCCAAGAUUGCAGCAAGAGCACAGCGUAAUCGGCACCAGCCCCGGGCUCGGCUUCCGGCCGCUCCCGCCGGACGUUCGGAGCACCCUCAUCUGGUACAAGGGCACCGGCUACGACAGCUACAAAUACUGGGAGGAUGCGCUGAAAAAGUUCCUAUCAGUGUACAAGCAAAAGGGUCAAACAGCCGGCGCCGGUCAGAACAUCUUCAACUGUGACUGGAACAGAUCGCCUCCACCAGGCAAAGUCUGCGAUGUCGACAUACGCAGCGGCUACGAACCCUGCACGGAGGAAAACCACUUCUCGUUCCACAAGAGUUCGCCUUGCAUCUUCUUGAAACUUAACAAAAUCUACGGAUGGAGACCGGAGUUCUAUGAGCCCCAUGAAUUACCAGCAGACAUGCCCGAAGAUCUGCAGCAACAUAUACGAAGCCUGUCCAGUGCUAAUAAUCAUACGAAUAUGAUCUGGAUAUCGUGCCAGGGCGAGACGCCGGCCGACCGCGAGAACGUCGGGCCCGUGCGCUACCUGCCGCGCCGCGGCUUCCCCGGCUACUUCUACCCCUUCGAGAACGCCGAGGGCUACCUCAGUCCGCUCGUCGCUCUCUAUCUGCAGAGACCUAGAACUGGCAUAGUGAUCAAUAUUGAGUGCCGAGCGUGGGCGAAGAACAUCAUUUAUAACCGAAAGGAAAGACAGGGUAUCGUCCAUUUUGAAAUCAUGAUCGAGUAGACAAUACCAGCUACUAGUAUAAGUAAGAAAAUAGCAAAUCAAUUGGACUUCUAGUUUAAGAGAAAUCAUGAUUAUGAUUAUGACACGGUAUUCUUAAAAUACCAAGUUUGCUUGUAGACGAUUUAUGAAAUAUUCAAAUAAAUUACUAAGUUACUUUAAAAGUAUACUUAAAACGGUAUACUGAAAAGACCAUAGUUUAUACAUUGUAGAAUAUUUGGAAAACUUGUAUACUAUCAGUAAUGUUCACCUUUUAGCAAGAAAAGACUGGUCUACUCAGUAGACCUAAUGGUCUUUUCAGUAGACCGACACAAAAAUGACUUCGAAAUAAUUUAUGAAUCUCAUCAUAUCUCAGCUAGCAUUUAUAUAUACAUUUCCAUAGCAAUAAUGAUAAUUUAGACAUGUUUAUACACUUAUUACAACUCCGUCCAUUUUAUUUUAUUUUAAUGAUAUUAUGUAAGCUAAAGUGCCUAUACACUACCGUCCAUUUUAAUCUGAAUUAAUUGUAUAUUUUUAUAACAAAAGCCAAUGUUUGUAUGUAGAUAAGUGUAGACCCACCGUAGAAAGAUAAUAUCGGCCACAUCUUUGCCUCCCUAGAAUUUUUAUAUUGAACUAUCUUUCUCUGGAAAAUACCAAGUUUAGUACAUACUAGCGUUAAUUUUACGUACGGUCUUUUAUAUUAUUAUUAAACAUUUAUACAAAUGAAAAUUGAUUCACACAAACUGCUUAGCAAGUUUAACGUUGUAACGCUCAAUAGAAAACUUAAUUUGAAAUACGAAUAGGAAAGUUUGCGAAAUAGAAUGACCAAUAACAUAGUGUUUUUACUCGUCAUUCCUUCGUUUCCUAUUCAAUAUUUUUGCAGCUAAACCCUUAGUGUACUUAUGGUAGCUGCUAUUAGUUCUAGAAAUUUUAUAAAAUGGGUCUUAUGUUAUUUUUAUGAGUAAAAUUAUAAGCAUUUUAUAUCGAGACUAAAGAUCUGCUUUUUAGUUUUAAUAUUUUUUAUGUAAUGUUUGCACUGCAUUUUUAAAUUUUGUAUAAUAACUCUGUAAAAAUAACCAUAGAAUACUUAGACAAAAGACUGACAACAAGUUUUUUUUAUUAUUAACAUGCGUCUUCAUCUUUGUACGUUUCCUGCAAUAGAUUUGUUUUGACCUAAAAUUUAACAUGUGGUUUAAAUGCGGCUUACUAUAUAUACGAGUUAGAUCUUUUUCUCAAGUCUACAACUUUUAUAUUAGUUUACAAAUUAUAUUAUUUUUGUAUAUUUUAUACCCAGUUUAGCUUAACAUGAAAAACAAAACCAAAAGUAUCCAUUUAUUAAGCAAUAUUUUUAGUAUUAUUGUAUAGUCAAAUUCAGUGUAUAGGAAUAUUUUCCUUAAUAUAGUUUUAAUCAGUACUGUUUGCUUUUAUUAUAUUUUCCUUAAAGCUGUAUAAAAAUAUCAUUAUUUUUAUACUCAUAAGAAUAAAAUUGUAUCAAUUCCAGUGAAUGGACAUAAAUAUUAUUUUAUUAUUUCUGCUUGAACUGAAAAUGAACAUAAUGGUGGUAUUUUAUUACAUAUUUUGAUCUAAAUAAUUGAGUUAUGAAUGAUGAUUUUUUUUAUAACUACAUAUUUUAUUACAUAAUCUCAAAUGUUUUACAGACGAAAAUGUGACUUAUAUGCGUAACUUGUCGUCCGUCCAUUGUAAUUAAUUAUGUUUUUUUUUUAUUUUGUAAGAUAAGAUGAAUGUAAUGUGUGUUUUUAUAAAAUAAAAAUAUCAAUCAAUGCAAA